This is a messenger RNA of Peronospora belbahrii, 2802 nucleotides long. Lineage: Eukaryota; Oomycota; Peronosporomycetes; Peronosporales; Peronosporaceae. The record is from the annotation of a GenBank genome assembly.
AUGUACGUGCGUAGCAUCCUCGAGUCUCACGCGUCUUCCAUGAGCUCAAGGACAAGACACUCAACCAGUAAUCUGCAUCUUUGGCAAGAUAUCAAGAAUAGCAGUAGUAGCGCCAUGAAGAAAAUCGAACGAGUAUCAAGAAGAUGUCAAAAUGAUAAAGACAUGGGCAAGAUGCAACAACAUAGCACAAGUCAAACAGCAGCAGCAACGGGAUUAUCAGACCGUACGAAGAGCAGGGAUGAAGUUGACUCAGGUUCACUCGCGUACAUGGCGCAUUUUACACCGAAUGGAGAUACAGCGCAGGAUGAAUAUCAUGUGGAUAUUGGCAUUCGAAAUCACUCGCAACUUACAGCAGCAGGUUUAGGACUUAGCAGCGAUUCUAGCCAAGGGAUAUAUAAUAAAGAGAUGAAUGACGGGUCGUUUAUCCCUAGCUCGGUGAGUGACGAAGAGGACAGAAAUAAAAAAGGGCUACAAAGACGCAUGAAAAUUGGGGCCAUGCGUGCUACAGCGAUUGAUAAAACCCAGGACCGAGCAAGAGCUCGCAAAAAGAUGUGCUUCUUUGUUGCGUGCAUUGGCAUCACGCUGACGGCUUUCGUAGUGGCAGCAAUACUAAUUGCUCGUGUGGGCGUAAAAUUUCAGAGCAACUCGCUUGUCAGUAGCACGAACACAACGUUGAGCAGUAGCGGAAGUGGAAGCGUAAAGGAGUCAUCCGGCGGCAUAGGGCUGGAUUCAGAAGUGAGCUCAAUCGAUUCUGGCGCAACAGUGCUUGACGGUUCUGCAUUACCAGCCGGUUCAGGAGAUGAUGCAUCUUUAUCUACACGAAACGAUGACACCAAUUUGUUUAGCAACACGUACACGUAUGUUCACUGCAUUUUAAUGGUGCUGUCACUGUGGGUAUCUCUCGUCGUUGUGAUCAUGCACGUAACUUUCCAAAGCUUCCGAACGUAUUCGCACCCAUUCGUGUUGGAAUUGAAUUGUGUACAGUGUGGGUACUGGAUCACAUCUCUGCUCCGUGUGAUGCUGGAAACGGUAGCGUUGUCGAACAUGACUUAUCUUUUCUUCUGUAUGUUCGAGUGUUUUUUCAAUUUCGCACAAAUAUCGUUCACGUGCGCCAUUGCAUUCAACAUGUAUCGAUCUGUGGUGUCAUACGCAGACGUAUUGAUGGACUCUCAGAGUGCCAAACGCCGAUAUCACCGGUACACAAUAAAUGUGUUAUCUCUCUCGAUAAUGGCAGCAGUGACGCUGGCGUUAGUGGGUGACCGGUUUAAGGACACGUACAAUAACUUUGAAGAGGACGAAAAAUUGCCACUGGCUUCGCUACAAGAAACCGAAGAGGAAAUUCUGGACGACGAGAUCUUUUCACCGUGCCUCUACCCGACUUGUCGGCUCAUCCUGUACGUCUACUAUCCGUUGCUGGCUUUCGGCUUCAACUUCAUCUUUUACUUGCGCUUCAAACGUACAAUUGGCAAAUCGUAUCCGACAUCAGCUACUGGCAGAUUAAAUAAGGUAGCGCGAUCUUACCUGAUCGUCUUCUUUGUAUGCUGGGGUAAUCUUAUUGUUCUGACAGUGCUAAAGGUUGUGGACUCGGAGAAUAUUCCUACCAUUGCAUCAUUCAUGAUGCAGUCGAUUUUUGACAUCUCGAGUGUGUGCACUGCUGCGAUUACCUGUACGAACUUCCACCGAUGUAGGAAGGCGUUUGAUUUUGGAUUAUCGCUAAAAGCCAUUGAUCCGAAUAGUAUCGAGUUUGACGACCCGGUAAACAUUGUUGGUGAAGGCACGUUUGCCAUUGUGCUAAAGGCAAGGUGGCGACAAGGAGGACACAUCGACGACGCUGCCUCGCGGUCGAUUGAGGUGGCUGUGAAGACAUUCAAGCAGGCACAGAUGGAAUGCUUGGAGCAUAUUAAGGAGGAAGCGUACCUGUCGUCAAGGUUGGUGCACCCAUGUGUAAUGAUGACCUAUGGUUGUUACACUAGCGGCAUUAAUCUCUACAUUGUGUACGAAUAUCUUGGUGGAGGUACGCUUCAAGACGUGAUUGAUGCCAACCAAAAUACGCCACUUUCGUACGAGCGAGGGUUGCGUUAUGCGCACAUGAUUGCUGUGGGUAUGCGCUUUUUGCAUGGUCUACCGGUGCCUAUUAUCCACCGUGAUCUCAAGCCGCUGAAUUGCAUUUUUGACUCAGAACAGGAAAUGCUCAAGGUUGCAGAUUUUGGUGAAUCUCGGUUACUGCGUACUCGCGAUGUCACGGCUUCGCGGCCUAACUUUUUCCCGUCGGCCGACGUUACAGUUCAAAUGACGACCAACAUUGGAAGUGCGUGCUGGGCUGCGCCAGAGGUGCUAAAAGACGAAGCCACGGCUGCUUAUUCUGUAAAGAUUGAUGUCUACAGCUUCGGUAUUAUUUGCUGGCAGCUGUAUACGUGUGCUGUGCCCUAUGCCGACAUUCCUGGAAGUGUGCUUGCAGUGGCUGAGGCAGUGCUAAAUGGAGUGCGGCCGGCAAUUACGCGAGAAUGCCCUCGAGUAUUUGCUAGAAUUAUGAAGCGCUGCUGGCACGAUAAUCCAUUACGACGUCCAAGCUUCGAGGAAAUCGUGCAGUUGCUGGAGUUCGAGCUUACGGAGGAACGGCGUCGACAGCGGGUGCAUGUCCAUGGCAGGAACGAUGACUCGGUUAUCGCACCACCCACUCUUGACAAUAGAAACUUUGACGAUACAGUUAUACGCAGAGAAUGUAAUAUAGCGGUAGUGGACGAUGAAGAGCGUGUGGAUAGAGAAGUGUGCUCGCCUCUAUCAAUAAAACAACAAAGGUAG